Molecule: messenger RNA, 255 nt
Organism: Protopolystoma xenopodis
Lineage: Eukaryota; Metazoa; Platyhelminthes; Monogenea; Polystomatidea; Polystomatidae
Source: the annotation of a GenBank genome assembly
AUGGUUGCCAGUGUAAAUGAUGUGAGCGUUGCAUUUGGACCUGUCGUUCAGGACGGUGUCGGUGUAUGCUAUAACAUCUUACCUGAUAAGAUGCUUAUCUCCACUUCUGCCUUCCGGAAUGCCUCUCAACCAGCCUCGACAAUCGGUCCCUCCCCAGAUAGUCUAGCACUCGAGCUUGGACGUGCCUUUGACGAUAUGAUUGAGCUAGUAGUAGACAAUGAGCAUUUGGGCGCCAACAAAGUCAAAUCUGUUUAG